GAGUCCUGCGCAAGCGCAAACGGGCGUUGACUCGAGGAGCGGUUGGCGGCGGCCGUAGUUGGCGCGCGGCGGAGAGAAAGGCCGGAAGCGUAAGCACGGGAGCCGCGUCCCCCUCCUCUUUCCGCUUCCCGCCCCGGUGGCCCCGGAGCUCCGUCGGCGUGGCAACCCUGUUCCCUCGCGCGCCUUUGCCGCUCCUUCGGCCGCGGAUGCAGCGCCGCGAGGACCUCGCCGCCGCCGCGGCUCGCCUGGGCCGGCCGCCGGGCCCCGCCGGGGUGGCCCGGCUCCAGUCGCCUCAGGCGGCGGCUUCCCCGAGGCGGCCCACCCGAGGCGGCGGCGGGGGAGCGCGCGGGCCUCAGCCGCCGCCGCUCCUGCCGCCUUCGGCCACCAGCUCGGCCCCGCCGGCGCCCAGCGCGGCUCCCACCCCGCUGAUGCCCGGCGCCGUCUCCGCGGCCAAGGCGGAGCCCGAGAACAAGUACUUGCCCGAGCUGAUGGCCGAGAAGGACAGCCUGGACCCCUCCUUUACCCACGCCAUGCAGCUGCUGCAAGCAGAAAUCGACAAAAUUCAAAAAGGUGAAUCAAAGAAGGAUGAAGAAGAGACCUACCUGGACUUGUUUUCUCAUAAAAACAUGAAAUUGAAGGAACGAGUUCUUAUACCGGUCAAGCAGUAUCCUAAGUUCAAUUUUGUUGGGAAGAUACUGGGCCCCCAAGGCAACACCAUCAAGCGAUUACAGGAGGAAACUGGAGCAAAGAUUUCUGUCCUAGGGAAGGGAUCAAUGAGAGACAAGGCAAAGGAAGAAGAAUUGCGCAAAGGAGGUGAUCCAAAGUAUGCUCACUUAAACAUGGAUCUGCAUGUUUUCAUUGAGGUCUUUGGCCCUCCUUGUGAGGCUUAUGCUCUUAUGGCCCAUGCUAUGGAAGAAGUCAAGAAGUUUCUCGUUCCGGAUAUGAUGGACGAUAUCUGCCAGGAACAAUUUUUGGAAUUGUCCUAUCUCAAUGGGGUGCCAGAGCCAACACGUGGUCGGGGGAUCUCUGUCCGUGGAAGGGGAGCAGUUCCCCCACCCCCACCUGUUCCUAGAGGACGUGGUGUGGGCCCUCCGCCACCGCCUCCCCGUGGAGCCCUUGUACGGGGUGCCCCGGUGAGGGGCGCAAUUGCAAGAGGAGCAGCUGUGACCCGCGGAGUCCCUCCUCUCCCAGCAGUGAGAGGGGCCCCUGCCUCAAGAGCUCGUGCAGCUGGCAUUCAAAGAAUACCACUCCCCCCUCCUCCUGCACCAGAGACCUACGAAGAUUAUGGCUAUGAUGAUGCUUAUGCUGAGCAAAGUUAUGAAGGAUAUGAAGGCUACUAUAGCCAGGGUCAACAGGAAACUGAAUAUUACGAUUAUGGACAUGGUGAAGCUCAAGAAUCUUAUGAGGCAUAUGGUCAAGACGACUGGAACGGAACUAGGCCUUCGCUCAAGGCCCCUCCUGCUAGGCCAGUGAAGGGGGCCUAUCGAGAGCACCCGUACGGACGCUAUUAGAACAUUCACCAGGGCAAAUCACCCUUAUGAACAAACAGUUGUUUCUGAUUCUAGUGUCUCCCAGGAUUCCUCUUGCUUUACCACAACAGACAAGUAAUUGUCUCCCUGAUUUUUCUCUGGCUCCCUUUUUCUCCCACCUCCAUCCUCCCCCAACCACUUGACCCUACAUUCUGCUUCUGUAUGUAGUAUUUUAAAUAAGUUAGAGUUAGAAAACUGAAUUCAACUUUUAAGUGUGUAGACUGCUUUUCUUUCUCUGUUUAUAGCUUAUAUAAACAAAAACUGUACCUUUAAAAAGAAAACUUUUGAGAUAAAAUGUUAGUUUCCAAAGUGACAUGCUUGCUUAACAGUUAUGGAAUUAAAGUUUGUUAAUCUUUAAAUUUUUUUGUUUUGUUUUUUAGGCAACCCAUAAAAGUUCUAGUUGCAGAGUCCCAAAGUAGGCUACAUUUCAAAAUUCAGGAUUUUUUUUUAAUGAAUUAAAAUGUAACUGUAGUGAUUGCCACAGUUAAAAAGCAAGGUCAAAUGUCAAAAUUUUGCCCUUAACAGCAAAUUGCUUGAAUAAUCUUAACUUUAAACAUCAAUAGGAAGGAUCCUCUAGAACAAUUAAAUGGUGGGUUUCCCCCCCUUCAGUAGAUUUAACUUUUUUUAAAAAAAAAAUUAGGUUGUAGAAAGACUUCCAAUGUGGAUAUUGAAAUUUGUCCCCAAAUUCUGGGAUGCUAAUGGCAGAUGUUUUCAAGCAAAAGGUGUUCUUAGCUCAAUUGUGCAUGAAGAGAUUUUAAGAAAAUGGACAUCUAGCUGCUCUGUAAUUUUAUAUUGCUCUAACUGCCCAGUGUUUUGAUAUUAGGAAGUAUUAAAUAUAAGUAGCUGUGCAUUGUGUCUUUUUUUUCUUUAAUGAAAAGCUAACACGAGUGUUUGCAGUACAUAAUAUAGUACAGGCUUACAAUUGGCAACAUUAUCAAGCUUUUAGUCAUUCCAGUGACAUGUUUGUGUGUCUCGACACUCGUAUUAUGUUAAAAGGGACAUUGCAGCUGAAAAACCAGGAGAGCUUAUUUUGUACAUAGAUUGUACACUGUCCUCCCAUUUGUUCUUGGAAGAUUAAAUGCUACUACAUGUGUAAGCUUGCCGAAAUAGGUAAGCUAAAAUUUGUCAAGAUGUCUGCAGCAGUUUGUCAAUAAAGUUUAGUCCUUUUUUUUAAUCAAAGUAAAUGUGAUGAAUUGUCAUUUUUUUUUUAAUUCUGGUCAAGCAGUAAAAUAGAUUUUCCUCUUUCAAUAAAAAUAAAUUAAUGUUAAAGAACAUGGUCUGUUUUCUUAAAAAAGAUUUAAAAUCAGAAGAGAUAAAAUGGUAUACUCUGAAACUUUAAAACUUUAUGAAGCCAAAUGAGCAUAAUUUUAAAACAAAACUGUUUUUCACCCCCUGGAAGUUGAACAAGGCUUCAAGCUGCUGCAUAAAUGUUUUGUUUCACCCUCCUUCAACCUGCUGUUCCUGGGGAAGUAUAGAUUUCAGCUUCAUCCCAAAGUUGUGGGUGGUAAGACUCAUUGUCCAAUCCUUCUGGAGGGCACUGGCUUAGGAAAGCCUUUCCUUUCUCUGCUGGCUAUUGACCUUCCCCCUGUAGGCAGCGAUGCUGUGCUGUUGCCUUGCAACCAGAGUUGAUUUCAAAAGGGCACAGCCGCCUUCUUUCCCUCAGCCCCCUUCCUUUUGGGGCCGCUUGCCCAAAGCACAUCCCCAUGGAUUGUACCCUCCACAGAACACCAGGCAUGGUUGGGCCAAACCAUUGCCAAUUUGGUCAGUGGCCUAGAAACUAAAAGACCUUUAUAUGAAAGAAAGGGGAUCUUGGAUGACUUGCCUCGGGACCCAGAGCUCUUAACAGUCAAAAGUAAUGGCUUAUGCUGGGGGCAGGCAGAUGAUUCGCUAUGGCCCAUGAGGAAGGGGCAUAAAACAGAACAUUGCAAAGCUGGCCAGUUCACACAGCCUCAAGUCACUGCAUUCCUGUCUCCAAGGAGAAAGAAUUUAUCAAAAAUUCAAACCACCAUUGGCUAUAAGGCUAAGUGGCUAUUUGUUCCUGGACUAAAACCAGAAUAGGUGGCUAUGUAAUAUUGUGACUUGUCUCUCUGCUCCCUUCUUGGCCAUUUUUUAAAAUUCGAUUUUCAUUGGGGAGGAACUGCUUGGGGGUGAAAAAAAAUAUCCACUGUUCCUGUCAAAUUGCGCACAGAAGUGCAUGAUUGAGGGAAAUUACUUUUAAAAACCAAAAACACAAAAAAGGUUGUUAUUUGUAGAUUGUUAUUUUAAAAAAAUGUAAAUAACUGAAUUUUCCACAAUGGUUUGGAGUCAGCUUUCAGGGUUUAAUGUCUUGCUUGAUGAAAAGAUCGCCCCAACCCCCCUUUAAAGGAAAUUAUCGCAGGAGAAUUCAGGAUGUCUUAAAGCUAACAUGCACCGAAAAACUCAAAAGGUAACCUAAAUGUCUGAUUUUAAUAGCACAUUUCUUUUACAUAAACUGUGACGGCAACUUGCAUAAACUAUUUAGCACUGAAAUUCUUCAAGUGUUAACUUUAAUGUAAAA
Molecule: messenger RNA, 4065 nt
Organism: Thamnophis elegans (Western terrestrial garter snake)
Lineage: Eukaryota; Metazoa; Chordata; Lepidosauria; Squamata; Natricidae
Gene: KHDRBS1
Product: KH RNA binding domain containing, signal transduction associated 1
Exons: 9
Coding region: 207-1511 (434 amino acids)
Biological process (GO): regulation of alternative mRNA splicing, via spliceosome
Cellular component (GO): nucleus
Molecular function (GO): poly(A) binding; mRNA binding
Source: RefSeq, a predicted model, not a curated record